UUUCAGCAUCAUUACUCCAGUAUUCAGUGUCACAUGAUCCUUCAGAAAUCAUUCUAAUAUGCUGAUUUGGUGCUCAAUUAACAUUUCUUAUUAUUAUCAGUGUUUAAAACAGUUGUGCUGCUUUUGAUUAGUCUAAUGCAACCUUUCUAAAUAAAAUUAUUAAUUUCUUUCAUAAAAGUUUUGACUGGUAGUACAGUCCAUAUACUGUAGCACCACAGAAAUAAGACCGUUCUUUCUUUUGUAAAAAGUCUGGCAUAGAAUCACUAAAUUACUUCAAAACAAAUAACAAAUUCCACCAAAUUAUAUAAGAAAUAUAUGUCAAUCUGAUUAUUCAUGAAGCACAGGAUAAAGCAAUAUUUUUAAUAAACAUACUUCAAGUGUGCGUUUCAGAAAUUUGUUGUCAUUAGAAACUACAAAAAAGAUACUAUAUCAUGCGUAAUUUUUUUUUUAAACGAACUAUCUAGUUAUUUUUUUAAACCUUCUGAGCGAGUUAAGCAUAAACAUGCUGCUGUGUCUCACUUUUUCGCUUUCUUUUUCUUUCUUUUUUAACUUUUUUAGCAUUAUUUUACAUAAUGGUUAUAAUAAAAAACUACAAAUGACAAUUGUAUGAAUUAUACAACGAUGCAUAAAUGGAAAAGUUACAUCUAAAAAUGUAGUUUUCAUACACUUUAGGUUUAAGCCACGCCCACAUCAGUUCUGUCCGAAUACAGAUAAUUUUGUCACUGUUAAGUAUGUACCAAUAUGGCAGUGAGUAUUCAUGGUAACAAUGCAGUAGAGCCCAGCUCUGUGCCUCUGUGUCAUCUCUUUCCUCAGAUUCAACCUGCUGAAGGCCCUACAGCCUAAGCACCGCUUGCAACAAAUGCUGUCGUCUCCCACUGCAUCUCCAGUACGAAGUCCAGCACCCGUCAGUAACCGCGAUCCCUACGGAAAUGCCUCUCUUAGCAGCAGUAGCAAUUCAGGAUCAUGCAAGGGCAGUGAUGGAAGCCCAACCCAUAGGCAUCACAUGAAAUACACUUCCUGCAAUGAUAACCAUGGAAUCCGGCCCCCUCCACCUGAGCAAUAUCUAACUCCACUGCAACAGAAAGAGGUGUGUAUCAGACACCUGAGAGCACGGCUUAAAGAGACCAUCGACAGACUACAGGACAGGGACACUGAGAUUGAUGAGUUGCGUACUCAGCUGUCUCGUAUGCAAGAAGACUGGAUUGAAGAGGAGUGCCACCGUGUGGAGGCCCAGCUGGCUCUGAAGGAGGCUCGCAGGGAGAUCCAGCAGCUUAAACAGGUUGUAGAUGUUGUCCGAUCCAGUCUGGGAGACACUGACACGGGGGUGCAGAAGUGCUUCCAAGACAUAAACCUCCAGAACCACAAGCUGGAGUCUUUAUUGCAAAGCAUGGAGAUGGCUCAGAUCAGCACCACCAAAGCAGGAGAAGCCCUGGCAGGUGGAGGGGUGGUGGGGGCAGGGCUGGAGGUCAGCGAGGGCCUGGUGGAGUCUUCCGAAGGCUCCCCAGCUCGCUCGCUUACCCGCAGCUCUACCUACACCAAGCUGAGUGACCAGACCGGCCCGGAACGUGGGGGUAAUGAAAACGGGUGUGACAUUCCAUGUUUGUCAGGCGAGGGCACGCAGGACAGCGGGUUUGUUUGCUGCGGAGACAGUGGAAGAGGAGCCAGCAAGGCAGAUCUGCUCCUGGAGGCUGCAUUUCUGUCUCAAGAGACUGCUUCGCUGCUCAAUGCGUACUCCCGCCUGCCACACUCCUCCACCUAUGAGGCGCUGUGCAACAGUGAGCCAGGAGUUGUGCCACUCCGCUGCAGUGGGAUCGGAAUGGGAACCAGUGUUAGCAUAAGUAAUCCAUGUCUGUCGCAUCAUCACUUAUACCUGCACCACCUCCGUGAGCAAGGCAUUCAAACCGACCAUUCUCCGGCUUCAGCCCCUGCCCACGGCCCCAGUACAUCUUUUAACUCUGAUCUGGACACUAUUGCUGAGCGUACCUUCCGCUCUCAGGCCUGCAGCCCGACCUCUACGUGGAUGUCUGAUGAGGGAGAUGAUCUGGAGUCGGUAACUACAGAGUCAGCCAUUACUGCAACAGUUGCCACAACUUCCUUUGUCAAUGAUUUUUCCACUAAGUCUGCACCGGUUGUUGCAAUGGAGCCUUGCGCACCAACUGUAUCAGUUACAAAAGGACCUGCAUCUUUAGCGUUGAUCCCCAUGGAGUCCUCUGUCAAGGAGACUACUGUUUCAGCGUCCCUUACAGUCUUACCAAUCACAACGACAGCUUUGACCACAGAGACCAUUGGAUCUCCAGUAACUAACUCUGUUCAACCGCUAACAGACCCUUUGCCAGACCCUGACACCUCCCCUUGCUCUGUGCAGCCAUUGGUUGAGACAGAAGAGGACAAUCUUCCACGGACCACUCAGCCUCGUAGUGUACUUACAGAGGCUGGGGUUGCAGGGGAUAAUGUUAUCAAUAUAGAUGCAGAUGAUGAAGAUGAGGUUGAUGAGAGUGCUGCGAACACAGAGUCCAAGUCGUCUGGCUGUGGUUUACCAGUAAAGAACUACUGGAGCCGGCACUUCCUAGUGGAUUUGCUUGCAGUGGUCGUGCCGGUGGUGCCCACAGUGGCAUGGCUCUGUCGGGGUCCACACCGGGAUGGUCAGCCUAUGUACCAUAUUGGUUCUCUAUUGCGGGGCUGCUGCACCGUGGCCCUCCAUUCCCUGCGCCGAGGAGGUGGUCUUCGACAUUACCCCGCAGGAGGAGGUGGUCCAGGAGGAAUGAAUAUAUGAGACCUUAUCUUCUGUCUUGGGAAGCCCUGAAGCCAGUGAUAUCACUGUUCUUCUGUAAGAUGUGCAAUAAGAGAGUGGUUAAAUCUUAAAAAUGAAUUGAGGGAACCAGUGGAAGCAUAGUGCCUGAGCACAGCACCUUAAUGCUGUGGUUCUCUAUGAUCUAUAUUCAAGAGGAGAUAAGAAUGAGGAAGUGGAAUCACUAGCAUGUAUUUACACUUACAAAUAAGAUGCUCAUGAAGACUUCAUGCGAGCUUUCACCUUUCUCCACAACCGCUACACUGAGUAAAGGGGCGAGAUGAUGUGUUCUGAAUGACUAACACAAUGUCAUUGACUCAGCUUUGUGAGUGACACUAAAAGAUCCCCUUUAAUAUGAUUGUAUUACCCUUAUUUCGAGUGAAGAGACGCAAUAAGUGAUGGGAAGGAACUGUCCUUUUGUGCGUCCCUCUCACUGUCACUGCAGAGGGUGUGUCUGUUGUAUAUGUGUGUUGAUUUAUCUGAGUGAGUGUUUUUGUUGUGUUAAUGUACAGUGCAGCCAAAGUAUCUGGAUUACUAAUGGCCAUCAUUGUUGUAGCCGUGAGUGCAGUAGUUAGCUGUCCCAUUACUUAUGCCUGUGUGGCUCAGAGCAGACAUCUUUUCCCCUUAAGGAGCCAGGCAAGCGCCUGCUGAGCUAUUUAUAUGCUUUGCAUAUACUACUAGUGUCCUAGAUAAAUGCUGUCACAAAAUGAUACUUAGUCCAUCUGGAGUAUUUUAGAAAAUGUAUUCUUUAUAUCAAAUGAGUGGGAAAGUUUGGUUUAGAAAUUCUCUGUAUGGUUGAAUGCUAAAUUGUGUAUUUAGGAAAAGGGUAACGCAUUUUAAGUAAUAAUAGUAACAGUAAGAAGGAUCCAGCGUUUAGACAAUGAUCAGGGUUAAAUGACUUUAAUAGGGUCAUGGGAGCUUUUUCACCAGAAAUGAAUUGUAUGAUUUUGAUUCACUGUGUGAUUUUUCACUGUGUGACCAUCAAAAUACUGUCAUAGCCAAAUGUUUUUGGAUAAAAGACUUAGCUUUAAUAAUGUGUAAUUGUAAUGUUCACUGUUAGACUAGGUUAUACAAUUCAAACUCAAACUGGCGAUAGCCACCAUGUGAGACGAGAGCGCUAAAAACAACACUAAAGAGUGUAAUUGAGGCCACAUGUGGAUUUGUGGUUCAGAUUUCACCAACACCACCAUUUCAAAGAAUCAUCACUGAUUUACAAAUUUACUUUAAUAUUUAUACUUCGCAUAUAUGUGACUGCAGAAUUGAUUUGCCAGAAAACAGUCACUAGUGCACCUCUUGUGGCCAGUGUUGCCAAUUGCUUUCAGUUGAAAGUAGCUAAAUGUCACUAGAUGGCGUCAUACUGGCGAGUGCACUGAUCUAUAUUAAUAUAAAUAUAGAUCAGUGGGCGAGUCAAGGAAUCUAGAUAAGGUUUGUCCAAGAAGUUGCUAGAUUUGUCGCUAGGAUUUUGAAAAAAGUCUCAAAAUGGGUGGGGAAGUUGCUAAAUCUAGCGAAAAAAUCACUAAAUUGGCAGCUCUGCUUGUGGCCAGGGGAGUGAGGUUUAUCUGCAGAGGUCAUACCAGCUGUCCUCCAUUACACAAUGAAACAUCUGAAAUUAACUUAUCAUUACACCCUGCUAAACAUGUUGUUGCUAUGCUAAUAUGCUAUUGAUGUAGCUAAUAUGCUAUUUCUGAAAUACGAUGUAAUGUAAUUCCACUAAAAAGAUCAAAGAAAGCAAAAUGUACUUAGUAAUGUAUUGUACAAAAAGAGGAGUAUUCAACUUGUAGAAAGUUAUAUCAUUUUUAAAAGUAGCGUGCCGAAACAAAUCUGAUUUUAAACCUCUGUUUCUAGCUUUUUCCAAACAUUUGGCCAUGACUGUAUGUCCCCUAUGAUACUCAUGUUGACCAUUUAUUUGAUUGACACUUAGGUGACAGGUGACAUUUACUGACAUGUCGAUUGCACUAUAAUUCACUUUAUAAGCAAUUACUUGAAGUAUACUUGAUUGUGUGUUUUUGUCUGUCCAAAGGCCAGUGCAUACAUGUGGGUUUGUGGUUCAAGGUUAGAUUUCACCAACACCACCAUUUUAAAAAGUAUCAUCACUGAUUUACAAAGUUACUUUAAUAUUUAUAUUUUGUUUAUAUGUGACAGCAGGAUUGAUUUGCCAGAAAAAAAGUGUACAAGAUAAUCAGCCAGAUGAACACUAAUCGUAGUUAUUUGCAUCUCACAUAUUGUCUUAUCUUCUGUCCCUCUAGUCUAAACCAUGAAUAGCCGCUGCUUUUCAGUCUACCUCCUCCCUCUGAUAUCGUGUACAGUAUGUGUAGUGUGAUAUAGUCUUUAUUUGUUGUCUGUUUGCAAAGUUCUCUUUUAAAUAAUUUGCUGCUUUCUGUUGUGCAGAUUUUUGUGUGGCCCUGUAACGUUUUCUGGCGCUUGAUAUUUAUUCUUUCAACUGCUUGACAAUCUUAAUUUGUGCUUUGUGGUGGCAAGUGUGUACAGAUGUCUAUAAUUUAUAGUCUAGUCCCUGCACUUUUCACCUCAUUCCAACUAAGCACUUAUCAAAGAACCUUACAACAGAUGUAAGAAAAGAAGGCAUAUAUGUUCCUUUUUUCUUUUUCUUUUUUUUUUUAUCAUUAUUAUUGACUUUGAUGUUUGUUGAAACUAUGAAUGUGUGGCUUUCAGAUAGUUGUCUUUUGGCUUAAUUGAAUAUGAGGUUAAAUGAUCUUAAAUGUUAAGUAAUCAAGCGUUAUUCCAAGAACAGGUUUCCUCCAAACUACUACUGUCUGUUUGUCAAUGAAAUGUAUGUAAAUAACUAUCACAUUAGUUAUUUGGCCAGAUAAAUGUUUUACGCUGAUGUAAAGCUUUGUAUAAAUGCUGAAUUGACACAUAA
Megalobrama amblycephala (Wuchang bream) is the source of this 5666-nucleotide messenger RNA. It is a transcript of the gene snphb, whose product is annotated as syntaphilin b. The coding region runs from base 860 to 2773 and encodes 637 amino acids. The record is from RefSeq and is a predicted model, not a curated record. Gene Ontology annotation, biological process: neuron differentiation. The transcript is spliced from 4 exons. Lineage: Eukaryota; Metazoa; Chordata; Actinopteri; Cypriniformes; Xenocyprididae. Gene Ontology annotation, cellular component: mitochondrion; cytoplasmic microtubule.